AUGCCAAGGGUCACUGUCCUCUAAAGUCAAAAGUUCCCGAAUUGCACAUUCCAGAAGGUCAGUUGUGUGGCAGAUGAAAUGAUCAAGCUUGCAGACAAAUACUGCAAAGAUGAUGCCAGUCCUGACUGCUAUGAUAAAGGCAAGGCUACAAAGAUAUCUGAGAAGUCAUGUGGAAAGGACUCUCCAUUCCCUAAACAUCCAGGCAUCGAGCAGUGCUGUAAACUUCAGGGUCAAGAGAGGAAACUUUGUCUGGCCUCACUACGGUACUCUGCAGAUGAGCUGCCUUCCCUACUGGCAAAUGAAGAGAACUGCACUUAGUUCACCAUGCUGUCAGGUGAGAUUUGUCCCAUUAGGUAUGUGUACAAGUUUGCCCAGAGGCACAGAAACAUCCCAGCAGGCUUUGUUCUUAAUGCUACUCAAAAUCAUGUAAGAAUGGCAGAGAGAUGUUGCUGCCAUGCUGGCAAACACUCUUGUUUCCUCCAAGAGAGACUCCAGAUGAGAAGCUCCAACAGGUUUCUGAGGUUUCUCUCCAAUGUUUGCAACAACCAAGUUGUUUUGAAAUCCUUCAAGUUUUGGUUGUCUGCAUAUUAUGGAAAUCUCCAAGGGCUGUCCUUUAAAGAGGCAUCAGCCAUAUCUGGUUGUUUUCAGUCCAGGCUGGAAAAAUGCUGUUUACAGCACCAACCUGAAUGUAUAAUUCAAGAGAUACUUCUAAUUGGAGUGACACAUGCCUCCAUUUCUCUUCCUGUGCUGACGACUGUUCUCGAUCGAAUAAAGAUCACAGUAACGGCCUGCUGUUCAUCUGCAGAUAUCACAGUGUGUUUAACGGAGAAGGAGAAUAAACUGAAAAAGACUACAUCACUUCUGUCCAAGUUGGAUGAUUGUUCGCAGUACUUCAGACUGGACCUGCCUUCGUUCAAAACGUUGAUGCAGAAGGAGGUGCAGGGGGAGGGCUUUGGUGGACUUGGGCACAUCCUUCUGUUCCCAGCGCUCCCGGCCCAACUGUGUCAAAAGCUGACAGAGGAUGUUAUUAAAUAUGAUGAUGACACUGUUUAA
Messenger RNA from Carassius carassius (crucian carp), 1053 nucleotides. RefSeq names its product GC vitamin D binding protein (gene gc). NCBI's taxonomy places the organism in Eukaryota, Metazoa, Chordata, Actinopteri, Cypriniformes, Cyprinidae. Gene Ontology annotation, molecular function: vitamin D binding. Gene Ontology annotation, cellular component: blood microparticle; cytoplasm. The record is from RefSeq and is a predicted model, not a curated record. Gene Ontology annotation, biological process: transport.